Messenger RNA from Didymodactylos carnosus, 1537 nucleotides. The record is from the annotation of a GenBank genome assembly. NCBI's taxonomy places the organism in Eukaryota, Metazoa, Rotifera, Eurotatoria, Philodinida, Philodinidae.
UGCACCCCGUCCUUUGCCAUUUAAAUUAUUUUACUUUAAUUAACAUUUGUUUUUCAGAUCCUUAAAUGAACGAAGAACAAGACAUAAACUAUCUAUAAGAUUGCGAAGAAGCAGAUAUUUUGAAAAUAUUGUAUGGCUUGUACCUUAACCUAAGAGAGCACACGAUAUCGCACAAUCCUAAACUUAAACUAAACCAGUAUCCUUGUUCUCUAAACGCCGCAAUCUUUAUUUUUUUUUUAUCUUAUCUUUUUGGAAAUGAGCGUAGAAGCAGUGGUCCUCUGCAUUUUGCUGUUCUUUUUUCGUAAGACACGAUUAAUGGUUUUUUUCCGCCUUAGAUUACAGACUGGUAGUUUUACAUAGCUUCUGUCCAUUUGUGAAUUUAUGUAAAGGUUCUAAAGCUAGUAAACCAUAGAGAUAAAAAUGAUUUUUGCUUUGUACCUUGGCUAUAACUGUUUUUUGGAUAUAUUUUAAACCAUCUUGUAUUACUACAAGAUUUCUUCCACGUUUCUGUAUAACAUCAUUUACAUGUAUAACACUGUACAUAUUUUCUUCACCAUCAAUGUCAAAGACACAUAAAUAACUUUCAUCUGGUGUAUAAGUCAUCGGUGGUACAACGCUUCUUUUUGAUGUAGAUGCAGCCAUUAUUAUCUGAAACGACACACGUCAAACAAAAGUUUAUAGCGAAGUGACUGAUUUUUUUAUACAAUGAGAUAUCUUUAUGACUUUAGUGUGACAUAGUCGUUUACUUUUAGCAGUGCAGAGCGUACUUCUUCAUGAUAUAUUGUGAAAAAUUUAUUCUUAAGACAUAGUUACGCAACUAAAGUCUACAUUACUCGGCUUGAUAAAUAUUAAACAUGCAGAAUCUUUUGUUUGAAGAUAUAUAGAAAGAGGUCUAUGUUUACAGGUCUUGAACGCUAUGAUAUAAUAUUACAGUUUAACGCAAGUGGCGAUUGUUAAGUCAAAAGUAAAUAUACCUUUUAUAUGUGGUAUAAAUAGCUCAGUAUCAAAACCCAUAGAACGGCUUUAUAGGAUUGGUUUAGUGCUAAAAAAGAAAAAAAAGUUUGCCAUUGGCCAGCCUUAUGCUGCACUCUUUUUAACUUACGAAAGCAUUCUCUCCGCAGCAUUCUGAAUGACUGCGACAUCUGUGAAGUUCUAACACAGGGAACAACACCGUGUGACUAUGUCAGUGUAGCAGCUGAAAGACGAAGUUCAGUUCAAAAGGACUGUUCGACCAGUUCAGCUCGUUCAAAACGAACUGUUCAAAAAAUUCAGCUCGCGAAAAAGAACUGUUCGACCAGUUCAGUUCGCUGAAUAUAGCGUUUUGAGCAGUUCAUCAGUUCAACGAAACCUGAACUUGGGAAGGUCUAGAAAUUUGCUUGAAAUCGGUGGUGCUUCUCCAGCCGAAUAUGGUCGUCGUAUUCUUGAAGUACUGUUUACGUCAGAUGAAUUAGCAACGCAUUGUAUGCCUCGUGUUCGUCGUCAAAAACCACGAGUUGGUGAUCCAUUGAAUUGGACCAUGAUAAAAUUGAAAUUUUAA